Messenger RNA from Magnusiomyces paraingens, 3201 nucleotides. RefSeq lists its product as uncharacterized. The record is from RefSeq and is a predicted model, not a curated record. Gene Ontology annotation, molecular function: nucleic acid binding. Gene Ontology annotation, biological process: DNA integration. Bases 1 to 3201 code for a protein of 1066 amino acids. NCBI's taxonomy places the organism in Eukaryota, Fungi, Ascomycota, Dipodascomycetes, Dipodascales, Dipodascaceae. The transcript is spliced from 2 exons.
AUGGAUUAUUAUUCCAGGUACUCUUAUGUGGAGUUGUUGGUUAGGAAAAGUGAUGCAAGUCUUGCCAUUCGUAACUUUAUUGCUAGGUGUGAAUCUUAUUUUUCUGGUGAUUCUGCUGGUGAUCGAGUUGCAUAUUUUCAUUCUGAUAAUGGCGGCGAAUACAUUUCCAAAGACCUGGAGCAGUUCUUUGUGACUAAGGGUAUCAAGCAUACUUAUACAGUUCCUCAUACUCCUCAACAAAAUGGUGUUGCUGAGCGAUUGAAUCGCACAUUAUUUGAGAAAGCCAAGUCUAUGCUUUUAUAUGCUCAUGCUCCUGAAUACUUAUGGGGUGAAGCUGUCAAGUCUGCUAACUAUAUUAGGAACCGUCUUCCUAGUCGUACCACUGGUGGUGUUGCACCUCUUCAACUUUGGACUGGUAAACCUCCUAGUUAUCACCAUAUGAAAGUAUUUGGUUGUCAAGCUACAGUUGUUCUUCCUGGUGCUAAAAGAGAAUCUAAGUUAAGUUCAAAUACUGAAGCUGGUGUUUUUGUUGGGUAUUCUUUGGAUCGUACAGCUUAUCGAGUUCUUCUUGAUUCAAGCAUUGUUGAAGCCAGGAGUGUUUACUUUGAUGAGUCCAAGUUUCCAUUUAUGAAAAGUGAUAAGGACUUGUCUAUUAAUGGUACUGGUGUUGGGUUUAGUAUUGGUUCUGGUUCAGGGUCCAUGUCAGGACCUUGUUUUGAUUCUAAGGGGACUGGUUUAGGAUCUAAUGUUAGGGUUAAUUCUAUUGCUAGUUCUGAUUUAAGUUCUGGUUCUAGUUUUGGGUCUCAUAGAUCUUUACCAGCAUCCUCAUCUGGUUCUGGUUCUGGUUCUGUUUGGUUCUGGUUCUAUUUGUCUCCGUCUCCGUCUCCGUCUUCUUCUCCGUCUCAUUCUCCGUCGCCGCCUCCUUCUUCUUCUUCUUCUAUUAUUGUUCAUAAGCCUCGUUCUGUUCGUCGCAUUUUGUCUACACCUUCUGCUCCUCUUGAGUCUCCUACUCUUCCUACUCUUCCUUCUAUUGCUUCAGUUCCAUCUCUUCCUAGUUCUCCUAUUCUUCCACCUUCAGAUCAUGAUGUCUCUAUCUCUCCUGACUCAAGUCCUAUUGUUUCUCCUUCGGAAUAUAUUCCUUCACAAUUAGACUUAUCUGAAGCUGGUCCAUCUAUUAAUGAAUCUGAUAUUUCUGGUGAUUCUGGGAUCUCGCAACGAGGGGGUGAUAUUGGGUUUCAACCGUCUAUCAUUGCUUCGUCUCCCAUUCCACCACCUUCUGUUGAAUUGGAAGUAGUGCCACUUAGUCAAGAAUCUCCUUCGUCUGAUCUUGUUAAUUCUCUUGACCAAGCUGGUGUUAGUGUUGUCACUAAGGAUGAUACUCAAGCUGUUUUGCCUAAAUCUCGAUCUCGUGUUGUUGCUGUUCGUUUACCUUCUAUAACUCCUGCCAAACGCCCGAGUUCUGAUGAUAUUGUUUCACCUCCUUCUAAACAUCUUUGUGAAAAUUCUUUGAAACAAUCUCCAGUGUCUGCAACACCUGCAAAACGUCCAGCUGAAGAAGAGUGUAUUUCUUAUCGUCGUCUCAAAUCUCUCCGCUUUGAGUAUGAUGAUGUGGCUUUACUUGUUUUACAGAUCCUAGUAGUUUUGAAGAAGCUAUGUCUAGUGAAGAAGCUGAGUUUUGGCUUGAAGCCUGUGUUAUUGAAAUGUCGUCUCUUAAACGCAAUGGUACUUGGGAAUUGGUUGAUCUCCCACCUGGUCGCAAGGCUAUCAAUAGCAAAUGGGUAUUUAAAGUUAAGCGCAAAGCUGACGGUUCAAUUGAACGUUACAAAGCUCGUCUCGUGUGUAUUGGAUUUUCGCAAGUUGAAGGUAUUGAUUAUACUGAAACUUUUGCUCCCUGUUGUUCGUUACGAGACUGUGAGGAUUGUUCUUGCUAUUGCUGCUCAGUUUGGGUUCCAGGUUCAUCAUAUGGAUGUCGAGACUGCAUUUCUUAAUGGUGAUCUCAAAGAAGAUAUUUAUAUGAGACAACCUAAAGGCUUUGUUGUCAAAGGUCAGGAAUCUAAAGUGUGUCAUUUGAAGAAGUCUUUGUAUGGUUUAAAGCAAGCUCCUUUGUGUUGGAAUGAGAAGAUUCAUGGUGCUCUUGUCAAACUUGGGUUUAUUCGUAAUGAAAGUGACUACGGUGUGUAUACCAAAGGAUCUGGGUCUACCAUGGUUAUUAUUGCACUGUAUGUUGAUGAUUUACUUAUUUCUGGCAAUUCUUCUGAAGUCAUUGCCAAAACCAAGUCGUCUUUGUCAUCUAUGUUCAAGAUGAAAGACUUGGGUCCAGUCGAGCAGUUCCUUGGCAUGAGAGUUAAGCAGUCACCUUACCAUAUUACUGUGGAUGUUUCGCGUUAUAUUUUUGAUAUGUUGGAAGAGUUUGGUAUGCAGAAUUGUUCAAGUGUCAAGACUCCUUUACCCACUCGUGAUCUUUCUGAUUUUUCCGAGUCUGACUCUGCUACCGAUGCCUCCAUGUAUCGCAGUAUUAUUGGUAAGCUGAUUUAUGCUGCUAAUUGUGCUCGUCCUGAUCUUGCUGUUGCUGGUACUGCUGAACUUGGUCUUGAAUAUCGAGCUCAGAAAGUCUACAAGCUUGUUGGUUAUAGUGAUGCCGACUAUGCACAGGACAAACAGGACCGUAAGUCCUUUACUGGGUAUGUUUUCAUUCUGUCUGGUGGUCCCAUUACUUGGGCUUGUCGAAAGCAAGUUAGUCCUGCAUCGUCCAGCGUCGAGUCUGAGUACAUGUCAUUGUCUGAUGCGUCUAAGGAAUGCUUCUGGAUUAAUCAGUUGUUGUCUCUUUGCAAGAUUCCUAUUCCUUUGCCAGUGACUAUGUUUGAGGACAAUCAGGGAUGUAUUGCUUUGGCUCAGAACCCAGUGUUUCAUCGUCGCACCAAGCAUAUUGAUGUUCGUUAUCAUGUUGUCCGUCACUAUAUUCGCAGUGGAGUGAUUCAUCUGGAGUAUCUUGAUACUCAAGUGAUGUUGGCAGAUAUGUUCACUAAGAAUCUUGGUCGUGUGAAGUUUGAGACAUUAAGGGGACUACUUGGUAUGAAGGCAGUAGGUGAUUCUGCGACAAGGGGAGGUGUUGAGCAUGCAAUGUUGUCGCAGACUAGUGCAGUUGAUAAUGCACGUGAGUUUGGGUGGGAAACUAUGGUUGAUAACCUAUGUUUAUUUUAG